Microstroma glucosiphilum is the source of this 602-nucleotide messenger RNA. RefSeq lists its product as hypothetical. The coding region runs from base 121 to 522 and encodes 133 amino acids. The record is from RefSeq and is a predicted model, not a curated record. Lineage: Eukaryota; Fungi; Basidiomycota; Exobasidiomycetes; Microstromatales; Microstromataceae. The transcript has a single exon.
GUCGUCUUCCCUUUCCGUCUGGCCCGGUCGUCAUCGGCCUGGGUGGGUGGCCCGGGUGGCUGGUGCCAUGUGUGCGCGCAAAUUUUGGCGAGGCACAAUUUUUGAAGAAUCCGUCGGGAGAUGCAGAGGCUCAGGCCAAGUCCAAAUAAGAUCGCAACGCAGGCUCACAGGAGGACCUCCCUUCCCACCACCAUCUCCCCUUCUCCUACACCUGUACAUCCCUACCUUAGCACUGCAAGCAAUUACAAAAUGGGAAAGAAGGACAAGUCACAAGUAGCCGCCGCACCGGCACCCGCCGCUGCUGCCACCAACGGCAAGAAGUCCAGCAAGAAGGACGCUGCUGCUGCUGCUCCCGCUCCCGUCAAGGCUGACAAGAAGUCAAAGAAGAGCAAGAAGGAGCCUACACCUGAGCCAGAGGAGAGCUCAGAGGACUCGAGCGACAGCGAUGACAGCGAUGACAGUGAUGACAGCGACAGCGACUCAUCAGAAAGCGAGGUGAGUAGCGAAGUAGGGGCAAGCUAGCCCUGGUCAGGUGUACCGGCUAGAGGGAGUUCGUCUAGCAGCCAAAGGACAAAAGCUGACACCAACCUCUAUCUAUUCCC